UAAAGUUAUGGUGAAUACUUGUAGUUGUGGAGAAGUGACCGUCCAUCGUAUGACACUACCAGGCAGAGUGCAGGUGAAGGUGACAGUGUCAUCAGGACAGGACACAGUGGAGGUGGAUGUCAGUGUGGCUGCAUACAAAAAUAAUUUUAGCUAAAGUCAAGGUUCUAGUGCAUGAACACACAAUUAUACCUAAGUCCUACCUGCAGCAACAGCAAACAACUGAAUAAUAGUAACUGCUUUUACUUGCAUUUUAGAUCUAUUGCAGAAUCUAGAUCAAUAACAUUUUAAGAACACAAACACCACUAAAUUGCUUGUGUUAAAUUUGUGGGUGUAGUCUAGAUCUAGAGAAACAUUAAAGAGCCCAUCUUCUACCUUCUAUAGGUUAUAGAUCUGAUGGUGAACUGGUCAGUCAAGUCAGUCACAGUAACCUUUAGAUCCUCCCCAUCUUCAUAAUGACUCUGAUGACACAAGCUGAGGCUAUAUCUAGAACUAUUUGGGUUUUAGUGGUUGGUGUACCCUUGGUGCUAGGUGGUCUGACUCGUGACUACACUGAGACCCCCUGUGCUGGAGAUGUGAUCUCACUCACUUGUACAGUGCCUGGGGCUUUGCUGGAAUGGGACGUACCUGAUCCAACAAGGGACUUGAUACUUGAUAGAAUAACAGAACUUCCAUUCCAACGAGAUCAGUACACCGUUACAUUUAUCAUGUUUAAUUCUACCAGUUCAGUGAUCACCUCAAGUUUGAGUUUCCCUGCGGUGGAGGGAAUCACUAUUAGUUGUCUUUCUUUAUUGCAGCCUGAGUUGAGGGAAGAACUAACCAUACUGACAGCAACUAACACACCACCAAAUGGAUUCAGUGACUCAAUUCUGAGUAGCUCAGCCAAUAAAGUUAGUGUAACUGUUGGUUGGAACCCUCCUACUGAGACUGGUGAUCGAACCUACACAGUGAUUAUUUCACCUCUGGCCCAGCUCUCUGCUACUGUCCUCACAUCCACCUCCGUCACUGUGACAGCUCAAUACAAUUUGAACUACACUGUCAGUGUUGUGGCUACCAACUGUGCUGGGAACAGUACAACUGCUGAGUAUAACUUUUUGAUUGGCGGCUGUCCUAUGUUGACCAACUCUACAAACAGAGCCUUUGUACAGGUGUCCAGCAGAUUGCCAGAAUCCAUAGUAACCAUCCAGUGUGACGCUGGGUAUGUAUCUGCUGUUACAGUGGUUACAUGUGAGAGUACACUGAUGUGGAGUCCAGAUCCUGAGACUACUGAGUGUAGCCAACUUACCCAAUCUCCCCCCACAACUCCUCCUCCGAUGAGGUGCACAACUCAACUGUACCCACCAAGGAAUGGCACCAUCAGUGAUCAUUCAGUACCAGCUACUCCUGGUACACAAGUGACCUUUCAGUGUGACGAUGGAUUGUUCUCUGAAGGAAUAAUGACUGUCACCUGUCUAGCUACAGGAGAGUGGGACAAAAAUCCAGGGGAAAUUGUCUGCAAAGCUCAAUCCCCAACUCUAUUCACUGGUACUGACCUUGGAAUUGCUGUUUCCGUUAGUGUGGUUGUCACGGCAGUUCUGCUUAUGAUCAUUGGAUUCCUCACUGGAGUCCUAGUGAUGUAUCUUUGCUCUCAUAAGAAGGCAGCAGUAUACUCCCCAUCAGCUGAUGGACAAGCUAACGUAAGACCCACUGUACCAGCUGGUCCUGUUUAUGAGGAGAUGUCACCCAAAGAGGAGAUUGAACUGAACACUAACCAAGCAUAUGGACCAGUUGGACUGUAAGAAUUGCCAUUUAGCGUUUUUAUGUUGCUGCACUCUAUAUAUACAGUUUGUUGUUGUACAUGUCGAU
Molecule: messenger RNA, 1842 nt
Organism: Halichondria panicea
Lineage: Eukaryota; Metazoa; Porifera; Demospongiae; Suberitida; Halichondriidae
Product: mucin-2-like
Exons: 6
Coding region: 453-1775 (440 amino acids)
Molecular function (GO): protein binding
Source: RefSeq, a predicted model, not a curated record